Paramecium tetraurelia is the source of this 1902-nucleotide messenger RNA. RefSeq lists its product as uncharacterized. Lineage: Eukaryota; Ciliophora; Oligohymenophorea; Peniculida; Parameciidae. Gene Ontology annotation, cellular component: RQC complex. The record is from RefSeq and is a predicted model, not a curated record. The transcript is spliced from 4 exons.
AUGGAGCAAAAUGAACCUAAGGAAGUUGUGGAUGAACAAUUAGUAAAGCAAGUUCAUCAAGUAGAGCAAUAGAAAAAAUAAAAAUAAGUCUUUUAAAUGAUGGAAAUGUCAGAUUCGGAAGAUGAAUAGCAAUCAGAAUAAAAAAAUGAAGAAACUCAAACUCAAUAAUCAGAUCAAACCACCUAACCAUAAAAUGAUCAAAACAACAACAAUCAGAAGAAAAAGAAGAAUAAAAAUAAAAAGAAGAAGGAAAAAAAAUAAUAAUAAGAAACUAGUCAAAAACCAGAACAAAAUUAAGAUGAUGAUUUUGAAUUCCUCGAUAAGGUCUAAGCAGAAUAAACACAACAACAGCAAUAAUAAUCAUAAAUGAUAUAAUUCCAAGAAUCAUAGGAAAAUGGUCCUUUAGCUAUUAAUAUCAAAAAAUUAAAUUACAAUAAAGAAUUGCAGUAACACUUCAAAAAUGCUAAAAUUGCAGGUGGCUAAUAAAAGAAAGGACAUAAAAAUGCCAAAUAAUCUUAUCUUACCUACAAUCCAGAAAUUAAUAUUCCAUUACCUGAUAAAUUUAAUGUAAAAUUCGGAAAUUUAAAUGAAUAAGGUUUGUAAUUAUUCAGUUUUGUUGCAUCUUAAUAAUAUGAAAGACUUUAAUAAGAUUACACAAUUGUUAAGGGUUAUUAUGAUCCAUAAGCUAUUUUCAAUUUCUUAUAGAUGAAUCCCUAUCAUUGUGAAGCCUAAUUUGAUGUGAGUGAAUACUUUAGAUUAAAGGGAGAUUAUAAAUAAGCCAAUGAACUUCUAGAGAGAUUGCUUUACAUCUAUGAAUGCAGUCUAGGUUAUGGAUUCAAUAAAUUCUUUGAGGAUGCUUCAAUCAACCUUGAGGUUGAAGAAAAUGCUCAUAGCAAAGUAUUUUUAAUGUCCUUAUUCAAAUUUACAGAUGUCUUAACAAGGAAAGGGUGUUAUAAAGCAGCUUUAGAGUUUUCAAAAAUUCUAUUGAAAUUUUGUCCAACAAGAGAUCCAUGUGGUGCACUAUUUCUUGUAGAUUGUAAUGCACUCAAGGCUUAAAACUAUGAAUUUUUAAUCAAUUUUACUUCCAAUUUUGCGAGAAGUGUCUACAAAAGCAAUAGAUCUUCUAUUGUUUUUAUGCCUAAUCUUCUAUACAAUUGUGCAUUAGCUAAAUUCUUAGAAAAAGGGGAAAACCAUCAUUACUCUUUUAAUGAUCAAAAUAUAACCGAAGCUAUUAACAAUUUCGGUCCUCAUCCUUUACAAGCGUCCCAUUAAGUUCUCAUAAUUUAAGCUAUUCUUUUAUAUCCAAUUAUCAUCAAGCAAUUAGCAGAAGCAAAUGAAUUUGUCAAACAAAAUGUUGGAAACCUAGAGAGCUUUGUUGAUAAUUAAAGGAAACCAUUUAAAGAAUUAUUGACCGAAGAAUUUCUACAAAGAGAAACUUAUCUACAUUGGUUCUUGUAAAUUGAUGCUGAAGAUGAUAAUGAAGGAUUCUUAAAAUCAAUAAGCAUCUUUGUUGAAAAAAGUAAAUCCUAAUGGAAGACAAAUGAAAUUCUUAAAUGGAUAAAAGGUGCUUUGGGAUUGAUUGUGAAUCACAUUAAAAGCCAAAAAUUAGACCUUGGAUCUUUUUAUGAAGAUCUGACUGUUGUCAAAGAAGGAGCGCCAAUUUAUAAUGAACUUCCUUUCCAAUACAGAAGAUAUAAGGAAUUAUCGAAAAGUCAUUUUUUAGAGAAUCCAGAAAGACUUGAUUUCAAUAAUAUUUUUGCAGAGAAUAUUGGUGCCUAAUAAUAGCAGCCUCAACAAUAACUUCCAGCCAAUUUCAAUCCUCUUAAUGCAAAUCAAGGAUUAUUGUAAGCUGUUUUUGGAACUUUGUUACCCUGGGUUCAUCAUCCUAAUGCCUAAAUGUGA